UCAGGGAGCGCAUGCGCAGAUCGCCGCGUCCCGCUGAGGCGAUCUGAGCAAUGGCGGCCGCGGGCGGCCCUGAGGCGACGGCGGCCGCGGCCGCGGCUGCGGCGGAGUCUGAGGGGAUGGCGGCCGUUGCCGCUGCCGCCGCCGCCUCCCCCCCGGCUCCGGUGGUGGUGCAGCGAGAGCCGGUGUACAACUGGCAAGCCACGAAGCGGUCGCUGCGGGAGCGCUUCGCCUUCCUCUUCGCCAACGAGCUGCUCAGCGACGUGCGCUUCGUGGUGGGCAAAGGCGGGUCGAGGACCGGCGGAGGAGGCCCCGGGCCCGGCCAGCAGCGCAUCCCCGCCCACCGCUUCGUCCUGGCUGCCGGCAGCGCCGUCUUCGACGCCAUGUUCAACGGCGGCAUGGCCACCACUUCGGCCGAGAUCGAGCUGCCCGACGUGGAGCCCGCCGCCUUCUUGGCCUUGCUCAGGUUUUUGUAUUCAGACGAAGUACAGAUUGGGCCUGAAACCGUUAUGACCACGCUCUACACAGCCAAGAAGUAUGCCGUCCCAGCCCUGGAAGCUCAUUGUGUAGAAUUUCUCACGAAGCAUCUUCGGGCAGAUAAUGCUUUUAUGCUGCUAACUCAGGCUCGCUUAUUCGAUGAGCCACAGCUGGCUAGUCUCUGCCUUGAUACAAUCGACAAAAGUACGACCGAUGCAAUAAGCGCAGAAGGCUUCACAGAUAUUGACAUAGACACUUUAUGCGCAGUGUUGGAAAGAGACACACUCAGCAUUCGAGAGAGUCGACUCUUCGGAGCUGUCGUCCGCUGGGCUGAAGCAGAAUGUCAAAGACAACAGUUACCUGUCACUUCUGCAAAUAAGCAGAAAGUGCUUGGCAAAGCCCUCUCCUUAAUCCGUUUUCCGCUGAUGACUAUUGAAGAGUUUGCAGCAGGUCCUGCUCAAUCUGGAAUUUUGUCAGAUCGGGAAGUAGUAAAUCUCUUUCUGCAUUUUACAGUCAACCCUAAACCUAGAGUUGACUAUAUUGACCGGCCAAGAUGCUGCCUUAGAGGAAAGGAAUGCAGCAUCAAUAGAUUCCAGCAAGUGGAGAGUCGCUGGGGAUACAGCGGGACAAGUGAUCGCAUCAGGUUCACUGUCAACAGAAGAAUUUCCAUAGUGGGAUUUGGAUUAUACGGAUCUAUUCAUGGACCCACAGACUAUCAAGUUAAUAUUCAGAUAAUUGAAUAUGAGAAAAACCAAACACUUGGGCAGAACGACACUGGAUUUAGCUGCGAUGGAACUGCCAGUACCUUCAGAGUCAUGUUCAAAGAACCUAUAGAGAUUCUGCCGACAGUGUGCUACACUGCUUGCGCGACCCUGAAAGGCCCUGAUUCUCACUAUGGCACAAAGGGAUUGAAGAAAGUAAUCCACGAGUCUCCUACUUCAAGCAAGACUUGCUUUUUCUUUUUUAGUUCACCAGGUAAUAACAAUGGUACCUCAAUAGAAGAUGGACAAAUACCAGAAAUCAUUUUUUAUACGUAAUUUUGGAUAACCAAGAUGAAGCAGAGAUCAAAUUAUAAAAGGACAGUUGGAAGAUACUGUGCAGCUGUGUAAAUAAUAUCUCAAAUGUGUACAAAAUUGAAGCAUUGUUUGUGACAAGCACUAAACUAGUAUUUACUACUUCCGGCAGCAGUAUAUGCAGUUGAAUUCUUCUCAAAGUACUCUUACGUGUAUAUAAGUAUUUAACUUAAUCUCUUGAACAUGUUACUACCCAUAACCUGGAAGCUGAAGCAGAGUAUUUGUAAUUUUUUUUCUGUAUUAUACUUGUUGUGACCUCUGUGGAUGGUAUGACUGUAUUUCUGCCCAGUACAACUAACCUGGCAUUCUUUAAGUUUGAGUCAUAAAGGAAAGCAGAAUUAUCACAUA
Molecule: messenger RNA, 1895 nt
Organism: Sphaerodactylus townsendi
Lineage: Eukaryota; Metazoa; Chordata; Lepidosauria; Squamata; Sphaerodactylidae
Gene: BTBD1
Product: BTB domain containing 1
Exons: 8
Coding region: 51-1511 (486 amino acids)
Biological process (GO): neurogenesis
Cellular component (GO): P-body; cytosol
Molecular function (GO): protein binding
Source: RefSeq, a predicted model, not a curated record